Messenger RNA from Schistosoma curassoni, 5632 nucleotides. NCBI's taxonomy places the organism in Eukaryota, Metazoa, Platyhelminthes, Trematoda, Strigeidida, Schistosomatidae. The record is from the annotation of a GenBank genome assembly.
GUUAAAGUCAAAUAAUGAGUGUCUAUAAAUAAGUUUGACUUUUAAGAAUUAUUGUUCUUGAACUAAUGCAACUUCUCAAGCUGUUUAUGUUGUGUUAUUUGUGGUUCGGAAAGUCCUGUACAGUUACAGAUGAAGCUUUCAUCAAUAUAGUUGAUGUUGGUCGGCUGAAACGUCCGAGAGUAUUGUCCAACCAGAAGGUUAGCGGCGUCACCGUCGUUAUUGGUCGGCCAUUAUGAACUAGCAGUCGGGAAACUCCAGUUUUGGCCUGUCGAUGAGAGGCUGCAUGACGGGAUAAGCUUUUCGGAUUGGAGACAAAUUUAUCGAUAAGUUUUAUCUGGUACUGAAACAUGUCCUCUCUUAUUGCCUUUGUGCAUAUGUUCCUUAUAUGUUUGUAUUGCCCGUAUGCGCCGAUGUUAUCAGUUCGUUUGUAUUCCGCCCAACAGUGCCUUUUUCGGCCUAGCAAACGAAGAGUACGGUUCUUGAUGACUGUAUGUUGCUUGUAGAUUUUGGGGAUCGUUUGAGGAACAGACAGCUUUGUAGCGCAUAAGAUCGUGUGCAGUAGUUAAUUCCAAUGAACAUCCACAUCAUGUUGAGGGUGAAUUCCCAAAUCCACCUGUUGUAGAUUGUCCUGUAAAGCCGACACAUUCAACCGUUUGAAAUCCCAGCGCCUGUUGUUGGUGGGAUGUCUUAGCUUACAAAGUCUAAGCGCGACGGCAUCGAGUCGCGGUUGACUAUGUUCACCACUAGAGGAACCAUGUGGAGAGGUGGAGCCCAGGGAUUGUGAGAAGGACGAAUAAUACCAGUAGCUGGUAAAUUGUCAAACGUUUAGCGAAGGCCAAUUCGUCCAGUACUAGUCGGCGAGGUUCUUCUGUGACUGGGGGUCCGCAGGUGACUAUGUGGUCUAUCACAAGAUUGGUCACCAAUGGGAUCUCGAUAGGUUUAGUUAAUUGAGGAAAUUUCUCGAAUAAAGCGUGGAAUAUAUCGUCACGCGAAUAAAAUACACCUAAGAAUCAGUACGCGUUUGUUUGAGCUUUAAAGCUCAUGAAUUUACUGUUCGACGAAUUAUCGAUUAGCUACACCCUACAUGAAUCGACUAGCAAUUCAUAGUGUUGCAGGAAAUCGAUACCGAAUAUGGUUGCGGGAACAUCGGCAAUGAUGAGCGUCCACAGAUACUGUCGUCGGUUGCCCAGGUUGACCGCGAGUUGUGUACCAUAGAUAGGAAUGACAGCCAUUCGCAGCGCGUAGUCGAAGCAUCGCAGCUUGAGACUUACUGUUACCAAUAGGUACAACAGAAACUUAGACACUUGUGUCUACUAGGUAUCAAGCGUUAAAAGAAGCGACCAACCUUAUGUGAGGGGCCGGCGAGUACAGCCGCAUUUACUCGGCAUGAAAUUUUCCCGUCACUACCAAAAACCUUUUCGAUACAAAAUAUAUAUAUUAUAAGUUCACCUGACAUACUACUUUGAGUGUGUCGUUUUCAAGGAAACCAUAUCAAAUCCAACAUUUCAUAGUCCUAAUAAUCAUUGCCACAUAGUCAGGAAGUUACCAGGUUACCUACAGCAACCUCUGUACUAUAAGCCGUCGCACUCCCAACUACAGUUCCGCAAAUCAUGUCUCAACUUUUAAAACCCUUUUGGCCGUUCGUUUCUUUUCAAGUGUUAUAUUCUUCACCAACUUACUUGUUAACCUAGCUUAUUCAUGCACUGUAUUAUAUCUUCUAUGCCAUUUGAACUUAACAACUAUUUGAAGUGCCCUUAACAUUUUACACUAAACCCAUCAUGAUCCUUAGUGCCAUGCGUAUUUAGGUUUAUAAAUAGCUCUAUCGCAUCAGUAAGAUAACAAAGUCACUGCAUUAUGACAAUAUGGUACUACACUGACAUAAUGACUAAACCAUCACGUAGUAGUUAGUCAAACAAGCAUUCAAAGUAAAAUCCGGGGCCUGUUACUAAAAUCAACACUAAUCAGACGAAUAUUUCUGGACCGCAAUUCGGAAUAUCUGGCAGCUCCAAGUCGUUAAUUCUACAAACUCCUGAGAUUUUCGAACCAUUCUAAGACCUUAUCAGUCCAAUUGGAGGUUUAGCGACACAAUCAUCCAUACGAAUCUUUAGUAUAAAUAGUCGAGCGAAUCUCCUACAAACUGAAAAUAUCACUGUCGAAUUUACCACACAAACAACUGCCACUAAACGCACGUCCUCAGUGAACCUACAUCUGUCUGCGAAUCUAUUCCGUUGAUGCUUCGAGGCAUUUGAAGACGUAUCUACUGAGAUGAUCAGAAAUAAUUGAAUUAUACGAACUUAUAGUCUCCGAAAUAACUCAACUAAUGCAAAAUGUAAAUAUGUGAACACAAACGAACGUAGUGUAUUGGGAAUUCAAAAUCAGGCUAACAUCAGGUACAAAGGAAUCAUUAGUUCAUGCAAACAUCACAGAUUAACUUGCUAUCUAAGUUUCUGUGAUCACUUGAACGUCUUAUCAUUUGGUUCAUUGUAUCUCUGUCAGGCUGUGUAUUAGAUACACUCAAUGUAUGAUCUAGAAUAUGCUCAUUAAUAAUAGAGUUAAAAACUAAAAUUGGAACGGACGAACCUGGGUACAAGAACUGUAUAUGAUCGGGUUUACAACUCACCACUACGAUUUUACGGACUGGUUUUAAACUUAUAUGCGGCAAACGGAAAACCGAUCGCCACAGAUUUUAAACAAUACGUGUAUCUUAACAUUGUUUCACGCAAACCGAUCCAUUUUAUUUUCGUUUUCGCAGACAGUUUCAUGCCAGUUAUUGAAAUAGACUUGCUACAACAUCAUAAUUAGCUCAUCAACAUGAGUAAACGGAAGCACUAAUUUAUCUAUUUGUGUAAUGUUUUUUCUAAUUGUAGUUUAUCCCUUAUCACAGGGUAGUGGUAAAUAAAUCCCCGAAAUAAAUAGCUCCACUGUGCGUCGGAAUAUAUCAUACCUAACAUUGGUUUACACUACUGGAGAGUCAAACAACCUGAGCGGAAUUACCGAAAAUUUAUAAUUGUGGAUUUUCCGUACCAGACCAAUUCGAACACGCAUCAACUUGGUGAACGUUCACGUCUGGAGGUAUUGGUGAUCCACUGCUAGUAGAUACGGAAGCCCGUUCAGCGCAUGCUUUUACUUUUCCGUCGACAGCAACUUGAAGCAUUAGAAUGGCGCGAUUUGUGGAGGAUGCGUUGCGAUGUGCAAUGAAUCCACUUAAGUUUGAGAGCUUUUAUAAAACACAGCGUUAUAUCUCUCCGGAAUACCUGAGGUGUUUUUGAUAGGGCGGGUUGAAGUCACAUGGAAAUUUCACAUUCAGUUUCAAAAGCUUUCAUACCGUUUCGGCCAAUUAAAUGGUUGGUUUUGAAAGGUAACAGUCGGUUGUUUACUUCUUAAAAUCGAUACAAGAGGCAAAUACUUCUCGACUAAUCAACUUUUUUCUCCUAAUUGUGAACGUAAAUAACGUACAAAGCGCAAGCUCUAUCGUUUCGAACGUUGUCACUGACAUGGGUAACGUGUUCUUGAGCACGUUGUAUUUGAUAUCCUUCCAAUCGCUUGGAGCGCUAAAGAGCGCCAUCAGAAAUUACGAAUGGGAGCGAUGUACUGUUUUUAUACUGUUCGCAACUCUCGUUUCCACAAGAUUCAGAAGCCGUCUAUUCUAUUUAUAUGUUGGAGAAAUGGUCGUAGAACACCUAAUUGGUCUCCACAGCCUAUUAGACGAAGGAGGUUAGUUGAUUAAUGUUAUUACACUGUUCAUGAAGGGCUGUAAUGAGCACUCAGUGCCCGACAUUCAUCUAUUGUAAAUUUACUGAGGAUUAUUGGGUUGUUGUUCGUUGGAAUGCGCAUCACAAUCAUGAGUGCGACUUCAUCAGAUACGACAACAGUUCUUGGAUGUGCAGGUAACUGACAGUGAUACCUCUGCUGAUUUCGGGGACUACAGCAUUCACUAUUGUCCACUUCGUCUGCCGAUCUUAUUGGAAAGGCCUGAAUACGCAAGAUCAAAUCAAUAAAACUGAAUUUGCUGGUAGCUGACAUGUUUUAGUUCAUUACCGACUAUAUUUGUUUAAUUUACAAACUCCAUGGUUUCCCAGCUUGAACAGGCAAUUAUAUAUUUGAACCAGUGUCCUAUUUGGUGAAAGGCGAACUAAUGAACCGCAGCUCUUUAAGUUCAAACCAGUUGUUUGAAGUAAUCGAAUUUGUGUGGAUUGUCGAGUACUCUAAUUAGAUGAAGCGCUCAUCAAAUAGUUUCUUCUUAGAUUGCGUCGACUAAUUCCUGACGACCACCCUCUGACUCCAGUUUGGUCUCAUGACCGCAUAAGAAAUUUUUUAAAAAGUUCAUAGAAACUGAAGUGACAGAAACAGAAAACUGAGUUUAAUUGAAACGCUGUCCAACUUUUAUAUUCGUGAGAGUAAUGCACAAUCGUGCUAGCAUACACGCAUGCACGAAACAUCCUAAAGGUUACUUACUGUUGAGUAACUGGCGAGGAAAAUUGUUAGGGUGGUAGGAUAACUAUAAGUGCUAGAAUAAUUGAUGUUCACAAACGUCAUGAUUAUUCAUACAGGUGCGUGAUGACAUCCACUGCUUUAAAUUAAAUUUGAUGAUUGUUUUCCAUAUUUGCUUGAACAUAUGAGAAGCUUACCUGGAAACCAAUCUGUUCACAAUUUAAGGCCUGAUAGAUCAAAAGUAACAUACAUUAUCUUCAGACAAUUGCAGCAUAACAUGGUUGUGAAAGUCAGAUUACCAAUAUGAAUACUAUGAAGUUUUGGGCGUGAACUCACAACCUCAUUUACAAUGAUUUUUUAGAAUAAUUAUUCUAUGCAACAAAAGAACGAAAUCCUCCUUAUGAUAUGAAAAUAUCCAGCAAGAGUUAGUGUACACAGAUGUUGUUGCUAUGUCACUGCAUUGUACCACUGAGAAUGAGUUGAAUUUGGAUACAUGAACCGCCGAAUUCAUAUUCAGUGUUCGAAUGCUGGUGUAGUGUUUGAAUCUCCAGAUUUGCAAAAUUGGUUAAUGUUGACUACGUUUGUAAAUGAUUUCAGUUAUUCUUCACGCUGUUCUCGAGUUCUAUUUACCUAUAACCACCGUUGCCUAGAUACUGUUGCUUAUGUUAACCCCUCAUUUCCUUGGAUACUUCGUACUGUACACUAGUUACCGCUCGUCGGACAUGUUGCGAUUUGCUGCCACAGUGUGUCUCCAAAAUGUUUGCUUCAUGAAUUUACAAAUUAUACUUUUCAACGCUACCUGGUUAGUUGUACAUCAUCAGGCUGAAAAGUAUCCACAUAUUUUGGAGUCAUCUGUGCCAUGUACUGAUUUUGGACUUAUCACUUACCUCCCAAGUGCGCAGUCACCAAUAACUUAUAUUGAGUGACGCUUGAAUAAGUUGAGUUGGCUCACUUGCCUUCUCCGAUUUGUUUGGCUUCGCUCUCUCUUCUUCGCUUCCUUCGCUGAGUUCCUCUGAUUGUCUGUUCCGAUCGACGAUUGUGUGAAAUAUAUGUAUUCAAACUCCAUUCUCGUAUUUAACUUAUUUAAUUCCGUUACUCGCUAACGCGAUUCAAGUCAAUGAAAUAUACAAAGAUAGCCGACAUUUUUAUUAAUAUCACAUUUAUAAAUGUUCUGCUACCUAGGGUUGCUAUCUAAUCCUUU